UCCGCCUCGGCUUCGGCAUGGCGCCGCGCACGCUGCUGCUGCUGCUGCUGUUCCUCCCGUGCGCCAUCCCGGGUUCCACAGAAAACUCGAGCUGGACAGCUGUACCUCGCAAUUAUACACACCCGGGGCCCUCGGGCACGGGUCCCACGCUGCUCCGUUUGUUCUACGUAAUCACCGGGCUCAGCGGCCUGAUCUCGCUCUACUUCCUCAUCCGGGCUUUUAGACUCAAGAAGCCACAGCGAAGGAGGUAUGGACUUCUGACCAACAAAGAGGAGCAUGAAGAGAUGGCAUCUCUGGACAGCGAGGAAGAGACCGUCUUUGAAACCAGGAAUCUGAGAUGAUACUGAGGUGGGGGUGGUAGGCUACAAGGACGAGAGACGACGUGUCUUCUGCGGGCUCUGAUGUCAACCUUCCUGGAGGGUGUCUGUACAACCCCUCGGCUGCUCCAUAGGCCAGGACAAUGUGACCUCACCUCACUGAGACCAGCCCACAGACCUGAGGCCCCCAAAGCUCUGUCCCCAUGCCUCCCAUAAGUGACAAGCAGCCCUACAAGGUAUGAUGGAGCGAAUGGACCUUGGGAUCUCAGUGUGCGCCUUUCCGCUGCUUUGGGGACAAUAAAUGAAGCAGUGGCCUUGUAGCUGACCUGAAA
Messenger RNA from Microtus oregoni (creeping vole), 649 nucleotides. RefSeq names its product family with sequence similarity 174 member C (gene Fam174c). The record is from RefSeq and is a predicted model, not a curated record. Gene Ontology annotation, cellular component: extracellular region. Bases 18 to 341 code for a protein of 107 amino acids. The transcript has 3 exons. NCBI's taxonomy places the organism in Eukaryota, Metazoa, Chordata, Mammalia, Rodentia, Cricetidae.